GAUUCCGGAAGAGGACUUCACGACGGGAAGCAGCCGCAGCUAGCUAGUAAAGACUUCGGACCAUUCCCUUUUGACCACGUUGUACAACAUACUUCUGAAUUUUUGUCCAACAUUAUGUCUGUACUGUGUUAUAAUAAAGGAUGUGGACAACGUUUUGACCCCGACAAGAAUUCGGAUGAUUCAUGCACAUACCACCCUGGAGUGCCAGUGUUUCAUGAUGCAUUAAAGGGUUGGUCUUGCUGCAAGAGACGAACAACUGAUUUUUCAGACUUCCUCAGUAUUGCUGGUUGCACGAAAGGCCCUCACAAUCAGGAGAAGCCCUCUGAGCCUGUUAAACCAGAGGUAAAGUCCUCUGCGGACAAGAACGUCAAUGACGUGAAGCCAAAAUGUGAUGAAUGCAUCACUCAAGCACCAAAACCACUGGAGUCUAUUCAGCGACCAAGUCCAGAUGAGCCUUUCUCUAUCCUACAACAGAAGAUCUCUCCUUCGCUCAAACAAGCUUUAGAAAAGCUCAAAAUAUCUGAAGAAAAUGCACAGGAGAUAAAAGAGGAGGAUAGUGAUGAAAUUAAGAUAGGGACGUCCUGUAAGAAUGGAGGCUGCAAUAAGACAUUCAGCGGACAAGCCAGUGAUGACGAGACGUGUUUGUAUCAUGCUGGUGUACCUAUCUUCCAUGAAGGGAUGAAAUAUUGGACCUGCUGUAAAAGGAAAACCUCAGACUUCAACACGUUUCUGUCCCUGGAGGGAUGUACCCGAGGAAAGCAUCAGUGGAAUAUGAAAGAUACAGGAAAAAAGGUUGUACCAUGCAAGUUUGAUUGGCACCAAACAGGAAGUCAGGUCAUCAUUUCCAUUUAUGCCAAAAAUUCAAUACCUGAGCUGAGCUCGGUGGAGGGGAACAGUACUGUUCUCAAAAUCCACAUUAUAUUUGAAGGAGAGAAAGAAUUUGAACAGCAGAUCAAUUUGUGGGGGGUGAUCAAUGCAAGUAAAAGUUUGGUGAACAUGAUGGCUACCAAAAUUGAGGUUUUGUUGAAGAAGGCAGAGCCAAUGUCAUGGGCCCGGCUGGAUCUUCCACCUCCUCCAAAGGAUAAAGAGAAAGAAAAAGAUGUUGAUAGUGAGGAUGAGUGUGAUGAUUAAAUGAAGAGACUGUAAGAAGACCAAUAUUCUUAGCUCUGAGUGGGAAUCAUUUUUAUCUGAUUCCAUGGUUUGAUGUAUAAUGAAGCAUGAAUGUUAUGUCAAUUCUCAAAUCUUUGUCCAAGGUCACAUUAUAAAUUUAUUGUACAAAGC
This is a messenger RNA of Pimephales promelas (fathead minnow), 1281 nucleotides long. RefSeq names its product cysteine and histidine rich domain containing 1b (gene chordc1b). The record is from RefSeq and is a predicted model, not a curated record. NCBI's taxonomy places the organism in Eukaryota, Metazoa, Chordata, Actinopteri, Cypriniformes, Leuciscidae.